Scaptodrosophila lebanonensis is the source of this 4716-nucleotide messenger RNA. It is a transcript of the gene E23, whose product is annotated as ABC transporter G family member 21. NCBI's taxonomy places the organism in Eukaryota, Metazoa, Arthropoda, Insecta, Diptera, Drosophilidae. The transcript is spliced from 9 exons. Bases 930 to 4184 code for a protein of 1084 amino acids. Gene Ontology annotation, molecular function: ATP hydrolysis activity; ATP binding; ABC-type transporter activity. The record is from RefSeq and is a predicted model, not a curated record. Gene Ontology annotation, cellular component: plasma membrane.
GCGCGCGCGUGCCUUCUACUGCGUCUUCCUCGUCUUUUAUUGUCGUCGUCGUUGUCGUCGUCGUCUUUUAUUGUUGUUGUCAGAAAAGUUGUCGCCGUCGUACAAGCUACGAUCAGUUCAGUUAGUUAGUCGCAGUCGCCGUAACAACAACAACAACUUGCACUGCUCGGUGCGUUCGCGUUCUGAUCAUCAGCGUCAGUCACACUCGUUUGUGCGUGUCUCUCCCUCUCCGCCUCUGUGUUUGUGAUCGCGUAUGUGUGUAUGGUGUUCUUAAAUAUAUUUUUUCGAAAAAAAUGUUUUUUAACAAAAAUGCAAAAAUGUGCACUUCAAUGUAAACUACGUGUUUCCGAUUGUAAAAAGGGCAUUCAACAAAAACAUAUGUACAUGCAUGCAUAAGUACGAAUAUGUGUGUGUGUUAUACAUAUAUCGCAUAUACAAGUAUAAAAUAAAGCAACAACAAGAGUGCUAGGCCCAUAAUAUUAUUUUUAAUACCUUCCAACGCCUGCGUCCUACCCACCAACGGAACAGAUCGUCUUCCUGCCGAUCCGCCAACCGCCGAUCCGCCGAUCAACCAAUCCACCGAUUCGCCAUUCAUUCUGUGUUUUCGACGCCGCUGUUUGGUUCGCCGCAAUUACGGGCAACGCCACCAGUUAUGAAAUUUUGCUGAAAUAAUAAUACAAGAGAGAGCAAAAGGCCCCAAAAUAUGUUUAAAUGCAUUUAAAACGUGUUUACGGCGACAGCGUUGAAAAUACUUCACAAAAUUAAACUUUAGCGAAGCACGCAAUCGAAGCCAACAACAACAACAACAAGUCAGAUUUACAAAAUUAAAAAGCAAAAGCAGCAACAGCAACAACAACAACAACAACAAAAUCCAUAUCCAUACAUAAACUGUGGCAGACAAAAAAGCAAAAUUCAACAAAAAGGUGAUAAUGAUUAUUUCCAAGGAUCUUUUCAUAUUUGGCGAACAUAUUUUUGCAACAAUCAUACCAGAAGGUGGAAGCGCGCAGCAGCAGCAGCCGCAGCCGCAGCAGCCGCAACAACAGCCGGCAAUUAUAAAUACAACAACAGCAACAACUGCACCGCCAGCAGCAGCGACGUCAUCGUCGUUGUCGGCAAUAAACUCGACGGCAGGAGCAGCUGAACAAGUUGUAGAGUCAUUAAAAGCAGCCGCCGCAGCAGCAGCAGCAACAACAACUACAGCAGCAACAGCAGCAGCAGCAGUAGCAACAACAACAGCAACAGCAAAGCAGCAACUGCCAGCAGCAGUAGUUAAUACAAAAACGUCGUCGUCGUCGUCGUCGUCAUCGUCUCCGUCGUUGCUGUUGACUAAACAGGAAACAGUUGCAGUUGUUGCCGCCGCACUGCCCCCCAUCAGCAGCAACAGCAGCAGCAAUAACAACAACAACAACAACUACAACAACAAUAGUAACGUGGCCAUCAAUACCAAUAACUUGCGCGGCAUUAAAAAAUCUACAACAAAAAUUCAAAAAAUUCCAAAGGAAGCUGAAGAAUUGAAAACUAAGAAAAAGGCGCACAAGUGUGAAGUUGUUGGAGCUAAGUCGCAACAACAACAACAACAAGAACAGGCAGAAGCAAUGCUGCCACAAUCGCAACUAAAUUACUCCAAAAUGCCACAAAAUUUGCUGAGUCUAGAAAGUGUUGAGCCCGACACUAUGUCCGAUAACGAUAUGGAACAAGUACCGUUGGUGCGACCCCAGUUGGCCAAAAUUGUUGCUAGUGCUGGUGGGGGAGAUUGUCGCCUACAAAUUGAAGUGGACAGCAGUAUGCCAGUGACGCCAGUAGCCACAACUUCAACAACAACAACAACAAAUGCUACCAACUGCUCGUCAUCUUCGUCAACAUCGUCAGCGUCAUCAACCACAUCGUCCACAACGUCAUCAACUGGCUCCACAUCCUCAGAAUUUACGCACACAUCACAAACGACAAUACCAAGUACGGAUAAUCUGUCGUCCAAUGCCGCAAAUAUGGGCAAAAGCAUCUCAGUCGAUGCCAAAAGAGUCGACGCAACAACUCUGGCGUUUCCUUUUAUCAGUGUUGCACAGCAACAACAACACCAACAACUGGCAACAGCAUUGCCGCCACAACAACAUCUAAAACAUCACCAGCAACAACAACAACAUCACCAACAACAGCAACAACAACAACAACAGCCCACGAUACUGUUGACAUUUCAGAAUUUAAACGUCUUGCACAACGAACGUAAAAUACUUUCCGAUGUGAGUGGAUUAGUCAGUCCCGGCGAGGUGCUGGCCAUCAUGGGCCCCUCUGGCAGCGGCAAGACCACAUUGCUCGACUGCCUCAGCGGGCAGAGGCGUUUCGAUAGCGGCAGCGUUUACCUAAACCGCGAGCCGCUCUCCAAGAAGUGGCGACGAAAGAUCGGCUACGUGCUCCAGGAGGAGAUCUUCUUCACGCAACUGACGCUGCGCGAGACAGUCAUGUACACGGCGCUGUUGCGACUGCCCGAAUCGAUACCGCGUGCGGAAAAAAUGCGUCUGGUGGACCACAUACUGGAGACCUUGGAGUUGAGCCUGUGCCAGCAGACGAAGUUCGGAGAUUAUAUGAACCGUGGCCUCUCUGGUGGGGAGAAGAAGCGCGCGAAUAUUGCGUGUGAGCUGCUGACGAAUCCGCUGCUCAUGCUCUUGGAUGAGCCCACCUCCGGCCUUGACAGUCACUCGGCCAUUUCGCUCAUGAAAGUGCUCAAGCGCUAUGCGCGCGAAGAACAGAAAACUAUAGUGAUAACCGUUCAUCAGCCCUCGUCCCAGAUGUUCCACAUGUUCGAUAAGCUGCUGCUGCUCCAUCAGGGACGUACCGCCUACUUUGGCGAGGUGAACAACAUCUAUCGCCACUUUGAGGACAUUGGCGUGGCCAUCAAGCCGCACUACAAUCCAGCUGACUUUGUUCUGGAGCAACUAAAGUCGCAUCCGGACAUACGCGAGAAACUGUUUAUAGCUGCCAAGGAAUCGCACGGCAACUAUCUAAAUCGGAAUCAUCAGCACAAUCACAAUCACCAUCACAACAGCACGAAUGGCGGAUCAUCUGAGCUGCAGCUGAUCAGUGAUAAGACGAAGCAACACGACACCAUUCUAAUCAACGAUAUAAUCAACAACUACUACAAUCAUCAUCAGCACCAAUACGAAAAUCUACAUCACACAUCGGGUGGUUGCGAGGCCGAGGAGGCAGCCCAGCACCUGGUUUGGUGCAACGCGGACUCGCAGUCCAAUUUCAGUUCCUGCGCCUCCAGCGAUUGUCAGUCGUAUAGUGCAGGUGGCGGCAGCGGUGGGGAUGGCAAUCAGGAGUGGUUGGCCUAUCCCACGCGCUUCCACACCCAAUUCCGGGUGCUAUCCAGUCGAAACUUCAAAGAGGCCAAGCCACGCAUGCUGUCCAAACUGAAUUGGUUCCAAACUAUUGGGCUGGCGCUGAUGGCGGGCGCCAUCUGGUUUCAGCUGCCACGCACCGAAGAAUAUCUGCAUGAUCUGCAGGGCUGGAUGUUCUUCUCGCAAACCUAUUGGAUGCUCUUUGCGCUCUUUGGUGCGCUCAAUUCAUUCCCCUCGGAGCGCGAGGUUAUUAGCAAAGAACGACGCUCGGGCGCAUAUCGUUUAUCCGCCUACUAUUUGGCCAAAAUGUGUGGGGAGCUGCCCCUAGUUAUAACGUUGCCCACCGUCUACCUCAUGAUAAGCUACCCCAUGUUGGGCUGUACCAGCUUGAAGUUGUUCUUUUUGAUGCUAAUUUUUCUGCUGCUGAACACAAUUGUGGCGCAAAGCGUGGGCUUCUUCAUUGGGGCCUGUUGCAUGGACAUGAAUGUCAGCAUCACGCUCAGCGCACUCUACACGCUGGCCACGCAGCUCUUUGGCGGUUACCUUUCGUCACGCAUUCCAGAAGGCCUUAGCUGGAUACGCUAUACGUCGAUGAUACACUAUGCAUACCAGAAUAUGCAAAUACUGGAGUUUCGCGAGGGCCCACCCAUAAGCUGCGGAUCACCCAGUAGCUAUGAGAUAUGCAAACAGCAUACUACUAAAUUCAUUCCAUAUGAGGAAAUACUCAAAGCCCAAAACUCCACAUCACCACUCUGGCUAAAUACGCUCAUACUGAUGAUGUUCUUUAUGGUGUUUCGAGGUCUGGGUUAUGCGGUGCUGCGCUAUUUGCGUUGCCCCAAAAAGACGUGAUAUAACAGACAACAACCAGUGAUACGUAAUUGCAACCCCAUAUUCGCGAUACAACUAACUCGUUACCCCGCUGCCCUCCUCCUCCUCCACCUCAAGCUCUACGCCUACGAUCCUUUUCACACGAUGAACAAAUAUUGCCACUGUUGGGCGAAACGCUGUCGCAUCCGCGUUGGUCUCCACAAUGUGAUUUCAAAUUAUAGCUAUGUGGACAGCGACCGUUUAUUAUUAAAGUUAAAUCUAGCAGAUAUAUUAUGUAUCCACUAUUAGAAUAUGCAAGAUACUACACUAAAUACACAUACGAGUACGAGUAUAUAUGUAUUGCCAAAGGCAUGCCCGUUUAUCUGGCCAUGCUCCCAGAAUGUUUGUUGCAUUGAAAAAGUAAAUUUGUUUUUGUUUUAAUUCCUUUUACUUGUUAGCCAUUUGCAUAUACUAUAUACUAUAUAUAUAUAUAUAAUAAUAUGUUGGCGCUAACCGAUUAUUUUAUUCAUAUGAUAGAGAGAAAAAAUUUAUAUUUUAAUGUAAAUUUUAAAAA